Papaver somniferum (opium poppy) is the source of this 3444-nucleotide messenger RNA. Its product is annotated as proline-rich receptor-like protein kinase PERK12. The transcript is spliced from 8 exons. The record is from RefSeq and is a predicted model, not a curated record. The coding region runs from base 843 to 3014 and encodes 723 amino acids. Gene Ontology annotation, biological process: protein phosphorylation. Gene Ontology annotation, molecular function: ATP binding; protein kinase activity. Lineage: Eukaryota; Viridiplantae; Streptophyta; Magnoliopsida; Ranunculales; Papaveraceae.
AAUCUCUACUAGAAAAUGAAAUAAGUUGGUUGGUUUUGGUUCGAAAUCUGUUGGUGACAGCUUUAUUCCAUUUGAAACUUGCUAUCCUCUCGCACUCACGUUUUAGUUCUCAAUAAUUCAGCUAGGCUCUAGAAAUUAUUCGGGUGCAAUAUCUGUAGAUAUACUUGGUUUUGUUCUGUGCGAUUCGUUCAUGUACAAUAAUCUUAUGCGACUGCCAGAGCUUAUGUGGAUGAGUGAGUGCGCAUCCAUUAACCAAAUCAGACAUUAAGCGAUAAAUAAAUAUCAUGUUCAAAAUUGCAAGGUCAACCAAGGUUUUAGGUGUUUGAUUUUGCUUUGUUACAGGGAGAGGGGAAGCUAGCUAGAUAUAGAAAUGAAAGGAUAGAAAGAGAUGGAUAUUGGUGAGGAAGAAAAGGAGGAGAAAAAAAACAAAACAAAUCCUUUUGCUAAAGAUAGACAAAGAAAUUAGAGAUUUUUUUGACAGACAAUUUUGCAUGGUUUUUGAAAAUUUUGCAGAUUUUUUUUCUUCUUUUCAUCUCAGAGAAAAGGAUUCGUUCCUGAACGGCAGUUGACGAAUGCAGCUACAGUAGGCAAUGUAGCUUCAGCUUAGAGCAGAGAAAGAACAGGUUUCCCUAACGCAUCAUUAUUGUUAUUGUAUUGGGUACGAUUUCUGAGGCUUGGGUUUCCUGUUCUUGUUUUCCAUUUGUGUUUUCCAAAGAAUAAAAUAAAAACCGGAAAUCUGUUAAAACAAAAUGAAGAAAUCCUGAAAGGCAUGUUAUUCUUGGGUUUAUAGAGAAAGAUUAGUGAUUAAAGGAAAGAGUGUGUCGAAUUAAGAGAAAGAGAGAAUGUCAGAUACGCCAUUAGAUAUGUUGCCUCUUAGCAAUGAUGGAUCAUCACCACAAGCACCACCAGCCGACGGAAAUGAAACACCAUCAUCUCCUUCAGGUUCAAACUCACCAGAGUCUCCACCAGCUCCAGAUUCUAGUAAACCUCCUCCAGACUCCAACAAUAUACCUCCUCCAGACUCUGACAAUACACCUCCUCCAGUCUCCGACAAUACACCCCCUCCAGACCCCAACAAUACACCAUCAGAUUCAGGAAACUCGUCGCCCCCACCAGAUACAAAUACUCCCUCAUCUCCGUCAGUUUCAUCCCCACCUCCACCACCACCGGAGUCUGAUUCUUCACCUCCUACAGAUUCCAAUAACGAUUCGCCACCUCCACCUCCACUGUCAGAUGACAACAACACUCCUUCUGAACCUCCACCUCCACCGUCAGAUGACAACAACCCUCCUUCUGAACCUCCACCUCCACCGUCAGAUAACAACAACACUCCUUCUGAAUCUUCUCCAGCUCCGAAGUCAUCUAAUGAUCCUCCUCCGAAAUCUGACAAUCAAAACACACCGAACACUGAUAACCAACCUCCUCCUCAGAGACAAGAGUCCCCACCUUCACGCGAUGGUGCACAAUCUAAUCGUUCAUCAAGCCAUGUCCCAGAGCUAAGUGGUCCUUCCACCCAAUCAAGUCGCACAUCUUCCACCCCACUAGAUUCCGCUUCAUCUUCGAAGUCAGACGGGACAAUUAACGUUGGCACUGUUGCUGGUGCAACCGUAGCAGGAGUGCUAAUCAUUGCUUUCAUUGCCCUCUUUUUCGUCAUUGCAAGGAGGAGGAAAAGACGGCCUUUAGAUUAUUACGAUCCUUACAGACCACAUCCACCAAAUUACUCAGGGAAUUCAGAUGGGUAUUACUAUGGAGGGCCACCUUCACAGCCACACUCGCAGCAGCAUUCAGUAGGGAUGCCAGGUGGUCACUCACAGGAGUAUUAUAGUGGGGGGAGACCACCAGCAUAUCCUAAUUCUGGUCCAAUGAAUAGCUACGGUAGCUACAAAGGACCAGAUUCGGGUACAUUAGGAGGUGCGCAGUCGUCAUUCACAUAUGAUGAGUUGAUGGGCAUAACAGAAGGAUUUUCUCGCCAAAACAUUAUUGGAGAAGGUGGAUUUGGAGCUGUUUACAAGGGUCACCUUCCCGAUGGAAGAAUAGUAGCAGUGAAACAACUGAAGGCUGGGAGUGGCCAGGGUGAGAGGGAGUUCAGAGCUGAAGUUGAUAUAAUCAGCCGUGUUCACCAUAGGCAUUUGGUUUCUCUGGUCGGAUACUGCAUUGCUGACGCCCAAAGAUUGCUUGUCUACGAAUUUGUUCCCAAUAAUACUCUUGAACAUCAUAUACAUACUCCAGGAUUGCCUGUGUUGGAUUGGUCCAAAAGAGUAAGGAUUGCCAUUGGCGCUGCUCGUGGGUUGGCAUAUCUACAUGAAGACUGUCACCCAAAGAUUAUCCAUAGGGAUAUCAAAUCUGCCAACAUCCUGUUGGAUGACGUUUAUGAAGCACAGGUUGCAGAUUUUGGUCUUGCUAAGCUAUCAAAUGACAUCUCCACCCAUGUCUCAACUCGUGUAAUGGGAACAUUUGGGUACAUGGCACCUGAGUAUGCUUCAAGUGGCAAAUUGACUGAUAGAUCCGAUGUGUUCUCAUUCGGAGUGGUGCUUCUAGAGCUUGUGACUGGACGUAGACCUGUCGAGGCAAGCCAGGAUGACAGUUUAGUUGAAUGGGCCCGACCAUUGAUAGCCAGUGCAAUAGAAACUGGAGAUUUUUCAGAGUUGGCAGAUCCAAGGCUUGAAAAGAGAUACGUCGAGAGUGAGAUGUUUAGGAUGGCUGAGACGGCUGCUGCUUGUGUUCGUCACUCUGCUAACAAAAGACCACGCAUGGUGCAGGUGUUAAGGGCGUUGGACACUGACGGUGACAUGCCAGAUAUCAACAAUGGCGUGAAAGUUGGUCAGAGCACUAUUUUUGAAGCAAACUCAGAUCUUCAAAAAUUUCGAAUGUUGGCACUGGGUGGCGAUGAUACUGCAGACUAUAGCAUGUAUAGUGGAAGUAUGAACUCUAGAGCAGAGAUUUUACCCCCGAAACCUCCACCAGGUUGGAGUGGCGAAUCAGAAACUCGUGCCAUUAACCCACGCAAAUGGUGAACAGUGACAUUCAAAUACACUUUUACUUGCACCAUCAUUAUUUGCGCCUGCCCCAAAGAGAUGUACGUACAAAUGAGUUGCGCCUGCCCCAAAGAGAUGUACAUACAAAUGAGAUGGGAUCAGGAAAAUCCUAAUCGGCUGAAAAACGGAUACUAACUUUGCCCUUUUGCAUUUGAGUAACCUGAUAGUUGUUUUUUCAUCGGAAGUAAAUUUUACUAGAGUAUGAUACGGAGUACAAUCUUUUGUGAAACUUUUUUGUAUAUUUACAGCAUCUUGGUUUUUGAUGAACAAUUCAAGGCACUCUUGGUCUACAACAUCUUGGGUUUUAAACAAUUUAAAGGCACUCUUGGUUUUUCUGUUGGAUGACUUCGGAUGAAAGGAUUGAACUUUCAAAAUCAAUAUCUCCGAACCCUCCUAUUCUUGAUCAUUU